This is a messenger RNA of Alexandromys fortis (reed vole), 10235 nucleotides long. It is a transcript of the gene Sbno1, whose product is annotated as strawberry notch homolog 1. NCBI's taxonomy places the organism in Eukaryota, Metazoa, Chordata, Mammalia, Rodentia, Cricetidae. The record is from RefSeq and is a predicted model, not a curated record. The transcript is spliced from 33 exons. Gene Ontology annotation, cellular component: nucleus. Bases 296 to 4474 code for a protein of 1392 amino acids. Gene Ontology annotation, biological process: regulation of DNA-templated transcription. Gene Ontology annotation, molecular function: histone binding; chromatin DNA binding.
AGAUGGCGGCGGGGAGGUAGGCAGAGCCGGACGCCGCUUCUGCCGCCGCCGCCGCCGCCGCCGCCGCCUCCGCUCCUGUUGCCUCCGGCUCCUCACGCGCUCACGGACCGGGAGAAGCUAUUCUGGCGUCGGGUCCGGCGGGUAAAAUGAUGUCCCUUGUAUCUGCUCAGACCAAUGAAGAGCUCUAGUCUCCUCUGUCUCAUCCCUGCUGAUAAGGGUCGAUGUUGGUGUUAAUGAGUGCUGUACUUUCUGCUCUUUUGGGUGACAUUGCUUCUCAGGAUUCCCUGGCAAAGUGAUGGUGGAACCAGGGCAAGAUUUACUGCUUGCUGCCUUGAGCGAGAGUGGGAUUAGUCCGAACGACCUCUUUGAUGUUGAUGGUGGAGAUGCUGGGCUCACGACUCCUACUCCUCCUUCAGUUCAACAGUCGAUGCCACUUAGUGCAUUAGAACUAGGUUUGGAGACAGAAGCAGCAGUUCCUGUUAAACAAGAACCAGAGACAAUGUCUACUCCUGCACUGUUAAAUGUGAGGCAGCAGCCUCCAUCCACUACAACAUUUGUGCUGAAUCAAAUAAAUCAACUUCCGACCUUGGGAUCUACAAUUGUUAUGACUAAAACACCACCUGCAACAACCAAUAGGCAAACCAUCACUUUGACAAAAUUUAUCCAGACUACGGCAAACACACGCCCUUCAGUCUCAGCACCAGCAGUACGAAAUGCCUUGCCCCCUGCUCCUUCAAAAGACCAGGUUCAGUUGAAGGAUUUACUGAAAAAUAAUAGUCUAAAUGAACUCAUGAAACUGAAACCACCUGCUAACAUUGCUCAGCCAGUUGCGACUGCAGCUACUGAUGUCAGUAAUGGUGCAGUAAAAAAAGAAUCUUCUAAUAAAGAAGUAGCAAGAAUAUGGAUAAAUGACAUGAAAAUGAGGAGUUUUUCCCCCACCAUGAAAGUUCCUGUUGUUAAAGAGGAGGAUGAACCAGAAGAAGAAGAUGAGGAAGAAAUGGGUCAUGCAGAGACGUAUGCAGAGUACAUGCCAAUAAAAUUAAAAAUUGGCCUGCGUCACCCUGAUGCAGUAGUGGAGACUAGUUCUUUGUCCAGUGUCACACCUCCUGAUGUUUGGUACAAAACUUCAAUCUCUGAAGAGACCAUUGAUAAUGGCUGGCUCUCAGCGUUGCAGCUCGAGGCGGUUACCUACGCAGCCCAGCAACAUGAAACAUUCCUCCCUAAUGGAGAUCGUGCUGGCUUCUUAAUAGGUGAUGGUGCUGGUGUGGGCAAAGGCCGGACGAUAGCAGGGAUUAUAUAUGAGAACUAUUUGUUGAGUAGAAAGAGAGCACUGUGGUUUAGUGUAUCAAAUGACUUAAAAUAUGAUGCUGAAAGAGAUUUAAAGGAUAUUGGAGCAAAAAACAUUUUGGUCCAUUCAUUAAAUAAGUUUAAAUAUGGAAAAAUUUCUUCCAAGCACAAUGGGAGUGUGAAAAAGGGUGUUAUUUUUGCUACCUAUUCUUCUCUUAUUGGUGAAAGCCAGUCUGGUGGUAAAUAUAAGACCAGGUUAAAACAGCUUCUGCAUUGGUGCGGUGAUGACUUCGAUGGAGUGAUAGUGUUUGAUGAAUGUCACAAAGCAAAAAACCUCUGUCCUGUUGGUUCUUCAAAGCCAACCAAGACAGGGUUGGCCGUUUUAGAGCUUCAGAACAAGUUGCCAAAAGCCAGAGUUGUUUAUGCCAGUGCCACUGGUGCUUCGGAACCACGGAACAUGGCCUAUAUGAACCGUCUUGGAAUUUGGGGUGAGGGAACUCCAUUCAGAGAAUUCAGUGAUUUUAUCCAAGCAGUGGAACGCAGAGGUGUUGGUGCCAUGGAAAUAGUUGCUAUGGAUAUGAAGCUUAGAGGAAUGUACAUUGCACGACAGCUGAGCUUUACUGGAGUGACCUUCAAAAUAGAGGAAGUUCUUCUUUCACAGAGUUAUGUUAAAAUGUAUAACAAAGCAGUCAAGCUGUGGGUCAUUGCUAGAGAGAGAUUUCAGCAAGCUGCCGAUUUGAUUGAUGCUGAACAGAGAAUGAAGAAAUCUAUGUGGGGUCAAUUCUGGUCUGCUCACCAGAGGUUUUUUAAGUACCUGUGCAUAGCAUCUAAAGUGAAAAGGGUAGUUCAACUGGCUCGGGAGGAAAUCAAGAAUGGGAAGUGUGUGGUAAUUGGUCUGCAGUCUACAGGAGAAGCUAGAACUCUGGAAGCCUUGGAAGAGGGUGGAGGAGAACUAAAUGAUUUUGUUUCAACUGCCAAAGGGGUAUUGCAGUCACUCAUUGAAAAACACUUUCCUGCUCCAGAUAGGAAGAAACUUUAUAGUUUGCUAGGAAUCGAUUUGACAGCUCCAAGUAACAACAGUUCACCAAGAGAUAGCCCUUGUAAAGAAAACAAAAUAAAGAAGCGGAAAGGUGAAGAAAUAACUCGAGAAGCCAAAAAAGCACGAAAAGUUGGUGGCCUUACUGGUAGCACCUCUGAUGACAGCGAAAGUGAGUCUGAUGUCUCUGACAAUGAAGAAAGUGACUACGAGAGCUCUAAGAACAUGAGCUCUGGUGAUGAUGAUGAUUUCAACCCCUUCAGAGAUGAGUCCAGUGAGGACAACGAGGACGAUCCUUGGUUAAUUAGAAAAGACCACAAGAAGAACAAAGAUAAGAAAAAGAAGAAAAGUAUAGAUCCAGAUUCCAUUCAAAGUGCCUUGUUAGCAUCAGGUCUUGGUUCAAAGCGGCCCAGUUUCUCCUCUGCACCAGUUAUCUCACCUGCUCCCAACAGCGCACCAGCUAACAGUAACACCAACAGUAACAAUAGCCUUAUAACGAGUCAGGAUGCUGUGGAAAGGGCACAGCAGAUGAAGAAAGACCUGCUUGAUAAACUAGAAAAAUUAGCUGAAGACCUCCCUCCUAACACCUUGGAUGAACUUAUUGAUGAACUUGGUGGUCCUGAAAAUGUGGCUGAGAUGACUGGCCGCAAGGGGCGGGUGGUGAGCAAUGACGAUGGAAGCAUAUCUUAUGAGUCAAGGUCUGAAGUUGAUGUGCCCGUGGAAAUUCUAAACAUCACGGAGAAGCAGAGGUUUAUGGAUGGAAAAAAGAAUAUUGCUAUUAUCUCAGAAGCUGCCAGCUCAGGUAUUUCAUUACAAGCAGAUCGGAGAGCUGAAAAUCAAAGGCGAAGAGUUCACAUGACUUUGGAGUUACCCUGGAGUGCUGAUAGGGCGAUUCAGCAAUUUGGAAGAACACACAGGUCAAACCAAGUAACUGCUCCAGAGUAUGUCUUUUUGAUUUCGGAACUGGCUGGAGAGCAGAGAUUUGCAUCUAUUGUUGCUAAGAGACUCGAGAGUUUGGGGGCACUUACCCAUGGUGACAGAAGAGCAACAGAAUCUAGAGAUCUGAGCAGGUUCAACUUUGACAAUAAGUAUGGAAGAAAUGCUUUGGAAAUUGUUAUGAAAUCCAUUGUAAACUUGGAUUCUCCUAUGGUAUCACCACCUCCAGACUACCCUGGAGAAUUCUUUAAAGAUGUUCGGCAAGGACUGAUAGGAGUGGGCCUGAUUAAUGUUGAAGAUCGGUCAGGAAUUCUUACUCUUGAUAAAGACUAUAACAAUAUAGGAAAAUUCUUAAACAGAAUUCUGGGCAUGGAGGUACAUCAGCAGAAUGCGUUGUUUCAGUAUUUUGCAGACACACUUACUGCUGUUGUUCAGAAUGCCAAGAAGAAUGGAAGAUAUGACAUGGGAAUCUUAGAUCUGGGUUCUGGAGAUGAGAAGGUGAGGAAGAGUGAUGUAAAGAAGUUUCUGACUCCAGGAUACUCCACCUCUGGCCACGUAGAGCUAUACACAAUUAGUGUGGAGAGGGGAAUGUCUUGGGAGGAAGCAACCAAGAUUUGGGCAGAGCUGACAGGACCAGAUGAUGGCUUUUACUUAUCACUGCAAAUAAGAAACAACAAAAAAACUGCAAUCUUAGUUAAAGAAGUAAACCCUAAGAAGAAACUAUUUUUAAUAUACCGACCAAACACUGGGAAACAACUCAAAUUAGAAAUUUAUGCUGAUCUGAAAAAGAAAUAUAAGAAGGUAGUCUCUGAAGAUGCCCUGGUACACUGGCUGGAUCAGUAUAAUUCCUCUGCAGACACCUGUACUCAUGCAUACUGGCGUGGCAAUUGUAAAAAAGCAAGUUUAGGAUUGGUAUGUGAGAUAGGUCUCCGUUGCCGCACAUACUAUGUGUUAUGUGGCUCAGUUCUGAGCGUCUGGACAAAAGUGGAGGGAGUUCUGGCCUCUGUCAGUGGCACAAAUGUGAAAAUGCAGAUAGUGCGGCUAAGAACAGAAGAUGGACAGCGGAUUGUAGGUUUGAUCAUUCCAGCAAAUUGUGUGUCUCCUCUUGUAAAUCUCCUGUCAACUUCAGACCAGUCUCAGCAGCUGGCGGUCCAACAAAAACAGCUGUGGCAGCAGCAUCACCCACAGAGCAUCACCAACUUGAGCAACUCGUAAAGAGCAGCAGCUUCCACAUGGUGUUGAAUGCUGUGAGAGCAUACCACUUGCAUAAAAAUCAGGGACAGUUUCCAAAGAAUUCUAUCUUUUUUUUUUCAGUUGUGCUCUCUAGUUAAUUUGGGGUGGGGGCAGGUUAAGGACAAACCUGGAAUAGGCAGCAACGCUGACAGCAAGCAGAGUGGAGGGUACAUGUGUCUUUCCUCUUGCUUCCUUGGGGCUGCCUGUGCGCUUUUACUUUGGAUGAGCAGAGUGAAUAUGUGUGUGUAUGCGUGUGUGCGCGCGCGCGUGUGCGUAUGUAUCAGUCUAUCUGUGAGUUAAUGCUACAAGACCACAUUUGGUUGAAAAUGCUUGGAACUUCCCAAACUGGCUUUACUCUUCCUUUCUACAGUGCUCAGGGUUAACACAGUAUAUCCUUGUCAUUACUGUGGGAGUUCCCCAGAUGCAUGUGUUCCAAGUCUCUAAAUACAGAAUAUAUAUAUAUUGGUUUCUUUUCCAACUUAAACAAUGUUUCCUACAGCAUGAAGUGAAGGGUUACGUGCCAUGCAUUCAGGUUCUUUUGUAGCUUUUGUUGACAGUGCAUGUCUUUGAAAGCAUGUGUAAUCACGAUUACCACAGAAGUCACAUGGAGAGAAGCAUUGAAGAUGUACAGCAUUGGGUAUUGCAUUUCUAGUGUUUACCUGGGUGUUGCUUCUAACCCUCAGUCCUGCCCACUCCUCCCUGUCCCAGGUUUCUUGUCAAAGUAGUAAGUACAUACCUUUUAUUGUGAUAAAACUCUUUAAAAUUGUAUUUUAAUGUAUUAAUAGUAUUCCUAAUUUGUGCUGCAAAAUGGCUAUGAGCCUUUUCGUAAGUUAUGUUUUCCUUAACUUAAACAUCGUUUUAGGAAGGAGUAUGAUUGGCUUCCAUCCUGCACACAAUCUUUUUUACUUCAUUAUCUGAAUCUGCUUGGUCAUUCAAACCGGAAACCGUACUUGAGUUGUAAACUAGACAGUGAGAAAACACUUGGCUUCUGCUGUAUGUUGUUGUUGUUGUUACCCAGUAACUUGAAUAUUGUUUAAUGUGCUGUAAGACAUUGUAGAGAUUAUCUCCAGCUGUUAAAAAUGGUAAUGUACAAAUGUGAAUAGACACUUAUCUACAACAUGGGUAAGUUUGUUUCGCCUAUAAUAGAUGUUUAUAAAAAACAGUGAGGGGACAGUUGGUCUUUUUGUUUUUAUUUUCCCAGCCUCCCCUUCCCCCAUUUUUUUCUACCCUUUUUUUGCUUGCACAGGUUGCACUAUUGAAAAGUUGAGAUUGUAUAAAUCUGGUUAAAAACUACAAGAUAUCAAAAUCUUGUAGAUGUUGAAUAAAAAAGUUAUUGUACUAAUGAAGUGGACUCUUGUUUAGGCCCUCACUGGGGACUCCAGGCAUAGAUAGCAGGGCUCUGUAGAACUCGGUGUGGCCUUAGCCUUCCAAGGUAGCCUUAGAGUCUGACUGAAGCCCGUUCCUGAAAUCUGAAGUGAUCUUAAGGACGGGGUAAAUGAUGGUACUUUUGAAUGUUUUUCAAGUUGAAUUGUUCUCUUUGUAACUUUUUAAACUUCUCAAAAAAUUGGGUGAGGUGUGUGUGGUAACAGAAAUCUGAUGGAGCGCUUGGGGCUCUCAUUCUCUCCAGUUUCUUUGGUUAAGUUUACCGUGACAUUGUUUCAGAUUUAUUUAUUCUUAGUGCCUCAAAGAACAAAUGGAGACUGGUUUCUGUUCUUGGGCACAUUUUGCCCAGUGGAUGCAACUUUUAUCCUCAUUCCAUGUAUCUCAGGCAGUGAUCUCAUGAGCAUCAAGCAGUAUCCCUUCGUGGCCUAGAUUCAGCUGGCCACCCAGAGUAGAAUUGUGACCCUUUCACAGAUUCUUAGCUCUUGUUUCUGAACUGGUGGACCAUUCUGCUUCCUUUGGCAUAUUAAGAUAAAAGCCAAGGAAGGACUUUGUAACUUAAUUCACUUUUUCCGUGUGACCAAAUUGUAGAGGAUGGGAAAGAUGCUGUGUUGUAGGCUGUUGAUGCCAGCCCCCUUGCACGUGCAGGUGGCUGUUUGGUGGGUCCUGACUUUUCUGCUGCUUUCAGAGCGGCACCUAUCGGAUUUCUCUAGCAUAUGGUUAGUGAACACCUCACCCAGUGAUGUCACUAUGACGUGCUCUUGAAGCAGCCAAGUCUUGGUAAGGGGUCUGUGUUCUGUUCAUCAUUGUUGUUUAGUAAGAAAAGACCCACAAAUACUAGGUAUCUAAGGGCCCUUUCAAAGCACUGAAAAGGCAAGUGGUGUGGGAGAGCGGAAGCAGAGUCGCCUCUGCCCACUGCAGUGUUUGUGACACCUGGGGUUGGUGCCCAACCCCUCUGGAAGGGAGCAAGCAUGUGCUGUCUACACCAUGCCCCUACAAAAUCAUUACGUCUAUUUCAGUCACCAGGAAAGCGCCAGCAUUCAAGGGUUUCUUGUGUCAAAAUUCAAGUCUUUUCAGCCACUGUCAUAUAAAGUGGGUCCAGUCUCCCACAGGAUCUGAAUACCACAUCUGUGUCCAGGGGCCUCACUUAACUCUACCCAGAGGAAGUCCUGGGCCUCUGUGAUGCCUUUUCUCCCACUUAAGCAAUAGAGCUCUGAGCAGCAGAUCCUAUCGUUGACCACCAGUGUUUUCAGAGUUUACACUCCCCAUCAUGCUGAAAAAUCACUCCCAGGUUCCAUGCUGCUCAGGUAUUCUUGCUAGAGAGGUCAUGGCUCCUUCCCCUAACAACCUCUGUGCCACAAGCUUGCCCUCUUUGUGGUCAAGUCAGAGAGCUGUAGGUGCAGAGUCAGAGAAGUAUUAAAGUGUUUAUAUGAACACAGUUAUCAGAAGCUAAGCAGGUUGAGCAGUUCUCUCUUUUUGCUACUAAAGUGCAGACCUGCUUUCAGUGUCUGCUUUUUCCUGUGUAUAUAGAUUAGCAAAGACUUGUAUCCAAAGCACUGUAGUAGCUGUAGUGUGUACAUACAUGUAUUUAUUCUUACUCAGCACUUAAACCUUUUUGAGUUGCAACAAUAAACCUUGUAAUUUGCUUUGUCUAUGGAGAGAAAAGUUGUAGAUUACCAAACUCCGGAGGAGCUAAGUAUUUUAGAGCCACAGUUUUGGCUAUGCCUCUGGGACAUUUAUUUGCUAAUCUCCAUACCAUGUUAUUAGAAUAACUUCUGAGAAACCAGAGAAGGGGAUCAAGGACACACCAUGGAACUGUCCUCCACUUCCCAUAUUAGCACAGGGCCCCUGUGGCUCACUUCUGAAAGCAGGUAGAACAUUCUCGUCCCGUGAGACUUUGUCCAGGAAUCCUGGUUUUAUAAAGGGAUCUUUAUGGGUUCUGGCACUCCCUAGGAAUAGUGUCCCAGAAAAGCUGCUCUUAAGCCACACAGUAAAUGUGGGGAGGCAUACUCAUGGCAAAAGAAGCUGUGAUGGUGUUUGUUAGCGUCCUUCCUAUGUGUGUGGACUCUGGUGAACAGCAUACACAUACACACACCACAUAGGUGCUUUGGCACACAUCUUCCCUGUCAUGGCUGCAGCGGCUAAGACAAAAACCAUUUGCAAGAAAAUCUCUCACAAGACUAGCCAUCUAAGGCAAAUGGGUCCUGUAAGUAAGAGAAACAUGGAGAUGCAGCUUGACUAGGUGGCAGUUUUUCUGAGUGCCCACCCUCUGUUGUAUGCUAUACUUAUAUAUGUACAUAUGAGUGUAUAGAGAAGCGGAGUUCUUCUACGUUUCAAGUGUAAAUCUUGUAAAUCGGGGCCCCAUUCACUCGUUCUUGCACCCCCUCUUCCUUUCCCUCCUAUUUAUUCUUUUCUGGACCCCCAUAUGGGGCAUCUUAGUGCUUUUUUUUUUUUCCAAUGUAGGAAGCUGUGGAAAGCUCAGCUGAGUCAGUGGUUGUUUUUAGAGUUCAGUUUUGCCUCGUGGCUGUAGGAGUCCAGGUGCCUACACAUCUGGCUGUGCUGUCUUGGGCUGUACCUAAGUGCCACUCUUGAUCUUGUCACUGUGUGACUGGUUGUGCUUUUUGUUCUCUAGAAGCUGUAGUGAGCCUGCUCCUUUCCUAUUUCAGAAAGAAAGCAAAACCAUUGCUUCUCUAGACCACCCUUCAGCUCCUUAGCAGCUUGGCUGACUCCUGCCUUUAUUGAGGCCUGCUCCAGUGGUUUGUGGCCUGGCUACAGGCUUCCUAUGUAUAAGAAGUUGGAUUUCUGUGACAAACAGAUGACUUUAUGGCAAACACCAGUAAUCUGAUUUUUAUAUAACUGGUCACAAAUGUUUCUAGUGGUCAGAUGAGCUUAGUACAUGACAGAUGACCUCAGAAAACAGUUGUCAUCCCUUCUACAACAGCCUUCAGCAUAUAUGACAGGUCCGUGUUAGAGUCUCACCCCUGCCAGGAAAAGUUGUAAGCAGAGGAGCUGAGCUUUGUGAGGUUGGUGCUGGUACUGAAGGUGCAGUGGGGUCCUGGAGAUGUUGCUGACCUUCACCUAGGGGGCAGGAGUGAUGUUUUAUUUACAGACCUUUGUACCCUCAAAAAAUGUCCUCUGUAAUUUCUCAGGAAAGAUUUCAGUGAAUAUUCAGCUUGGUAGACUUGAUGACACUUUGAAAAUUGCCUACAUUUGGCUGAGUCUUUGGAACUUAGUUGUCGUGGUUGAAGAUCUGUCAAAGUGCUCCAGCAGGAAUUCCCCCCUUACCCUAUUUCCCUUUCUUUGGUGCCUGAGACAUAGUUGACCUGUGUCCUGCAGCAGCAGCCAGCCAUGUGCAAGGGAUAUAGCAGGGUAUAGUUAGAAGCUGUACAGCAAACAGUUAGCUGUGAGAUACACAGUGUGGAGAAAGAAGAGGUGGCGGCUGCCUUUUGGGUUUUUUUGCACUUCAGGCCACCCUGGCUGAGGGACAGCAUGGAAAUCCCUUGGGGAGAGCUAAUCUGGCCUUUCUGCUUCUGGCCUUCUAUCCCAGACCCCACCCCAAGCACCGUGUAAACCUGUGCAGACAGAUGCAUACGGAGGACCUUGCUGCCAAGGCAGUGACUGUGGUGCUCAGGAGGGUAAAGAAACCUGAGCCGCUUCUGGCUUACUUGAUGGGAUGAGGGAGCCCAUUUUCAUGUUUUAACAUAGCACAGUGCAGCUUCACCACUCUAAAAAAAAAAUCCCCCUGUUCAUAGUUUUUACUGAAUUUGCAAACUACUAUUACUGCUUCUCAAUAACCACUUCUGUCAUCAACCAUGCGGGGUGGGAGAGGUGUGCUGUGUCUGCAAUAAAACUCGUGCCAGCUUCUACCUCCUUAUGCAAAGGGUAUUUAUAUGUAGGCGCUGGUCUUCCUCAUCUGACACGGUGCGUCUGGGAACAUCCGAAAGAGUCCAAAGACCUGAAACAGAGAAGGAUGUAAACUCUUGGGUGGCUUCUGUUGUCCUCAAAUUCUCUCUUGUAUUGCUGCUCUGCACAGGAGUGUCCAUCUGAAUGAAGGCUAAAUGCUGUUCCCAUGAUGCCACACUGCUGCCUUCAGCCUCUCCUGGGAACCUGUUCCCGAGUGUCCAGACCGAGUGCUGCCGUCAUUUUUAUAUGUAACUUUCAAAUUCAGUCUCAUGCAAUACAAGUGUAUCGGCUUCACUGAUCAGGGUACAUUCACCUUGACUAGAAACACUCAAUCUUCACACUGAAAGAACUCUGUAUUUAGGUUUUGGUUGUGGUUUUGGUUUUCAUUUUUGUUUGGAUUUUGUUUUCUGUUUUUGUAAAAUUCUUAAAUAAAAUUAAACAAUUAAAUAUGCUUUUCUUU